AUGGUACAACCUCGCCUUCAAGUCCUGGUGAUUGUCUCCCAGCGAAGCGCCUUCCUAUCCAAAGCGCGAGAAUCCCCUCAAGACCUCAUCUCACCGGCCCUUCGCGUCUUAAUGAAAAAACAACUCACAAAAGAGCCAGUUCCCUUAUCCCAAACGAGACUCCUUGCCGUCCAGAAUUGGAGAACGCGAUCAUUCCUCGUCUUUGACAUCGCAAACGCAGACUACGAUGUCAUGCUGGGCCAUCUCCCGGAACAUAACCAGCUCCCCGUCGUAGUCGCUCAUUUCAGCAAGAAAAAGACAGGAUAUAUGGCGAACCCGGUUGUUUCACGACGAGUCAAUCACGAUGUCGGGAUGCUGCAUAAUGCGAAUGGAUUCGAGGCUCUCCCGCCUUUCAUCGAAGAUCAUACUUCAGGAAAACCCCCGGCAUAUCGGAACCCACGGGAUAUUACCAUGCUGAAAGUCAUAUUCAUCUAG
Penicillium waksmanii is the source of this 474-nucleotide messenger RNA. RefSeq lists its product as uncharacterized. The transcript has a single exon. NCBI's taxonomy places the organism in Eukaryota, Fungi, Ascomycota, Eurotiomycetes, Eurotiales, Aspergillaceae. The record is from RefSeq and is a predicted model, not a curated record. Bases 1 to 474 code for a protein of 157 amino acids.